AUGUGGCAAUUGCAGGAAUAUUUCCACCACAUGUUGGACAAGGCGGAGGGGACUGCAGAGGCAGACACGAAUAUUAGCGAAGAUUUCAGAGCAUAUUAUCUGAAGAAACAACAUAGCUCUGGAGAAAAAGAUAUGGACAAGUGGAAGUACUUAACAGAUGCUUAUCACGAGGCCAACGACACUUUAGAAAGAGUUUGGAAGUUUAGUUCAGGAGUCUGUUUGGGUUUAGAAAUCUUAGGAGCCCACAUGACGAGGAAACAGGAAGGAGUGGACCAGUAUGAAUGGGGGAAGUGCACCGUCGGGAAAACUGGGAGGGGAGCUAGGGGCAGUUCUUUUCAACCGGAAUGUAGCAACCCAUUGGGCGCAUAUCACUGGAAGGGGUUGAACCACAAGAUUCAACUGAACAACAACAAUAAGAGGGAUCGAACCUUCAUGGCAUGUAAAGAACUUGUCACCAUGUUGAUGGGUUAUUUCCAGAUGACCAGCAGCAUGCGAAGAACAGCACAGGAGAUUAAAGCGAGGAACCCGUGUUCAAAAUUCUACAAGCUCUUAAAGAAGUGGGGCGGCGAAGGAAUAGCUCAACAAAUCAUGAAGACGUGGUUUCUAGAGCAGUCCCAAAGGACCGGCCAGCAGUCAUAUCAGUUGUUAGAGGGAAAGGAUGUUUAUGAAGUUAUAAGUGAAUUUUUGUACGGAGAGGAUGCAGGUGAUAAGGAGAUAUAUUGCAAGCAGUCUACAACAAGAAUAGAAGCAACACAGGAGGAACAGGUGGACUACGAAACCGAAGUGGCCGGGACGGAACAAAUUGGGCAAUGCAAGGAUGAACAAGCGAGUUGUCUCCAAGAGAUGGCAAAAGUCCUAGAGUCAAUAGGGGAGGAGCUCGAGAAGGAAAGACCGGACACGGGGAGCAGAGGAUCGGAAACCACCAACAACCCGAAACAGGAUGAGAGUUCUGCUUCUGAGGGUGGCUCUGACGGAUCAGGGUUAAUAGCCCAACUCCUAGGCGCCGGUGUAGGAGUCCUAAUGGCUUUACUGGGAGCGUAUGGAUAUUAUCGGAUUUUCUAUUCAGGGAAGAAAGUUAAACCAAUCGGGAACAGGAAGAAGAGAUUUCAUAUCUCUCUUGCUUAG
Plasmodium inui San Antonio 1 is the source of this 1125-nucleotide messenger RNA. RefSeq lists its product as hypothetical. The record is from RefSeq and is a predicted model, not a curated record. NCBI's taxonomy places the organism in Eukaryota, Apicomplexa, Aconoidasida, Haemosporida, Plasmodiidae. The transcript has a single exon. Bases 1 to 1125 code for a protein of 374 amino acids.